This is a messenger RNA of Paramecium primaurelia, 532 nucleotides long. The record is from the annotation of a GenBank genome assembly. NCBI's taxonomy places the organism in Eukaryota, Ciliophora, Oligohymenophorea, Peniculida, Parameciidae.
AUGAACUCCAUUUCAAAUUUUUAUAUUAGGAAUGUAUUGAGUCUUUUGCUAAAUUAAGGUUUUGUAAUUUAAAUGCUCAUUUAAUUGUUUAUUAGUAAUUUUUUUAUUAUUUAAGUAAUAUCCACAUUUAUUUGCAAUGAUAAUGAAAAUGAUUUCCAAAAUCAGCUUUAGAUGAAUCUAUAAAAUUUAAAUUUAAAUUUUCUUAUUCAGCUCAUAAAUUUGAAAUCAAAUAGCUUAUAAAAGUAUUCAAUUGGAUAUUUUAUUUUUUUCAUUUAAUCUUGGCUUUUCUGUAUCUAUUUUAUUAAAAUAGUGCAUAAGAUUUGUUAUCUAAAGUAUUUUUAUGUUUAGCAUCAUUCUCAAAAUAGUAUAUUAUUUAUAGAAUGUAGAAUGUAUUUUCUUAUUUGACAUUAGUAGCUGCAGGUAUUUUUAUCACAUCUUCAUUAAAACGUGUCUUUUCAAGAGAAGAAUAUAAGUUGAAAUAGAAAUACAGGGCUGUUUACUGAUUGAAAUAACAUUUUUAGCUAUUUUUUGA